AGUACACUGUCGGAUACACCCGGCGCAGUCUGUAUAUAUAUCUCUCGUGUACAUUGAAAACAUCUCCACUUCCACUCCACAUCGGUUUGUCCCUGUUUGGUAGCGAGCUCGCGCUCACAGAUUCAGUGGACAUGAAGCUGUUGUUGGUUUCCCUGCUCAUCUGUCUUAUCUUUGCUCUAGCGAUCUGCAACAACGCUCCGGUCUUCCGCAGUCGAAGAUUCCUCAUAGUGCGUGAGGACACCAAGAUUGGCACUGUCAUAGGGAAGCUGACAGCGGUAGACCCGGAUGGACCCGAGAACCUGGUAUUGAACAUCACCGACGAUGCUACUGCGGAGCUAGUGAUGCUGGGCCCGAUGAUGACCGACGUGCCGAUCCAUAGCAGCACCGCCGACAUCAUCCUAAACACCACACUCGACAGGGACUACGAACCCUCAUCACGGAAACUGGUAUUCGAGGCAACGGAUGGAGAAACUACGACCACAGUGACAGUCACACUCAACAUCGAUGAUGUCAACGACAACGCUCCUCAGUUCACGCAGACGUCGUACAGUGCCAAGAUAGCCUCGACCGUACCUGUAGGCACCGUCGUCCUUAUUGCAACGGCAGUGGAUCCAGACAUGGCGUACGGCGGCACCGUACAAUACACUGUUGUCACCAAGGACCUGUUUGCCUUUCAAGCCUUCGAUGUGAAUCUCUACACCGGUCUGAUAGCUGUCAAAAUGCCAUUAGUCACCCAGAAAGGACGCGAUCUUCACAUGAAGGUCAUUGCGACAGACGGCGGCGGACUGCAGACCUCGGUUGACGUCACAAUCACCGUCACGUGACUCCCUUCAACAUCCGUCUGUACGCGGUGUCCCAUCAUCCCCCAAAGUAACUGCAUCCAGCAUUCAGGUGUAGUCGUCGCGCAUCCAGCAGAAUGACUUUGUGAACACAAUAAAGCAAAUAGUCACCUAA
This is a messenger RNA of Haliotis rubra (blacklip abalone), 954 nucleotides long. RefSeq names its product protocadherin beta-14-like. Gene Ontology annotation, cellular component: plasma membrane. Bases 132 to 824 code for a protein of 230 amino acids. The record is from RefSeq and is a predicted model, not a curated record. The transcript has 8 exons. NCBI's taxonomy places the organism in Eukaryota, Metazoa, Mollusca, Gastropoda, Lepetellida, Haliotidae. Gene Ontology annotation, biological process: homophilic cell-cell adhesion. Gene Ontology annotation, molecular function: calcium ion binding.